AUGUCUUCCAAGAUAGUCCCCACGACAGUUAUUCCCACUGGAGAUAGCGAUGAUCUCACAAGGGAGAGAAGGAGCUCGCGUUCGCUCGAAAGACUUUUAAGCUCUAUGGAGGGCAGCACCGGAUUGCCAUCCCGCCCUCAAUCCCCCCUGGCUUCUUGGAGAGCCAGCGAGUUCCUCUCAGAACUGGACACAGCCGAUGGGAACGCAUCGGAGACAGGGCUUGGGCUGGGGAUGCCAACAGCGAGUGGAGCUGGGGUAUCGCUAUCUAGCUUGGCAUCUACGGCCACGCCACUAGAACGGUAUCAACGGGAGGCUGACCAUUCCACACGGGGGGGCUCGAUCGGCGAUGGACACCGUAUGGGCUCUCCCCUACCAGAGGUGGUUGCACGUGGUUGGGGGAGGGACCAACACAGUUUACCACCGGUUGGCGCUGCGGGGAACUCGGCGCUGAAGCCCACCACAAUAGUCUCGUCACCAGGACCAUCUUCAUUGGAGCAAGCGGCAGCAGCAGUGGUACCAUCCCCCGGCGGGAAGGAAAAAUUUGUUGACGCAAAGGCUGACGCUGUUGCUUCAGCAAUGUUGUCGAAAGGAGUGUCAUUGCAGGUGUCGGGCGCAAUCGGCCGUGGCAAAGCGUAUGAGAUGGCAGAUGCGAGGGGAGAAGGUAGGGGCGGGCCAGAAGGACGAGAUAAGCAGGCUCAUCUCAAGCUGCAGACCGUGGCCAUGCUUCCUGGUUUAACGAAGCCGCACGUAGCGUCCUACGCCGAGGAGCACGGCCAAGACAUUUCCGCAGAAAUCAACUCUCUGUCAACGAUAUCCGCUCACGAAGACGUCGGGGAGGUGACCCGCUUCCUUCUGCAGCACGAAUCUACCGCAAAGCUGGCGUGGGACAUUGUCAUGAUGAUCUUGAUCAUAUUCUCGUCCUUCGUCAAUCCCUUGAAGAUUGGAUUUGACAUUGCCUCUCGAGGAGCUCUUCUGGUUAUCGAGGUGCUGGUCGAUUUUGCUUUCAUCUUCCAUAUUGGAAUUACCUUCCGUACUACGGUGAUGGAUACUGAAACCAAGGAAACCAUCACAGAUGUCCGAGAGAUAUCGGCAAGGCAAGGGCGGAAAAAUGAUGGUCUCCCCUGUUUGGUCUGCGUCUGGGCUAGAAUUAGUGCAGAGCUCCGUGGUUGGUUCGUCCUGGAUGUGGCAAGCUCGCUGCCGGUAGCGUUGAUAGCCCAUACUGUGGACGUCACCGGCCAGGAGACCUUCUUCUACAUGCUCAAGUUGGUGAGUCCGCGGUUGGGCCCCGCCUCCCCCACCGCCCUUCCCCUGUUCAUCUGA
Messenger RNA from Ectocarpus sp. CCAP 1310/34, 1320 nucleotides. Lineage: Eukaryota; Phaeophyceae; Ectocarpales; Ectocarpaceae. The record is from the annotation of a GenBank genome assembly.